GCUGUCACUCAGCGGGAAUCGGCUGGCUGCCCCUCUACAUUGCAAAAGGAGGCUGUUGCAGGAGCUCACAUGGGCGCCUGGCCAUGGAGAACUACACCUGGCGCGCCGAGCAGCCCCGAUCCGUCUCCUUCCUCCUCGCCAGCAAAUCGUGCCGCCGCCGCGACCACCACUACUCUUGGCGAGGCACCUUUUAGCCCCUGGGCGUCCUUCUCUUUGCAGCAGAGCAGCAGCAAAGUGGGGGGAUCUGUUCAUUCAUGUCAUGAAUUCGCUGUAGGUUGCCGUUUCACAGCCCCCCGCCGGGCAUGCAGCUCUCUGCCACCCUGGAAACGGGCUCCACUUCCCUUUCCAAAACAGGAGCAUAGGAUUUGCUCUGUCACUAGGGGUUGUUUGCAAAUCUCCGCUUUGCGGGAGAGGAUGCAUUCAAACAGCUUAGCGAGGCUGUGGCUUUUGCUUCUCUUUGAAACGCUGCUCAAGUGUGCACCUGUGGCCUAUGGGGGUCAAGCAGCUGCUGGGAGCCAAAAUCUCCUCCGUACCUCUUUGCACUCAGAGUUGUUCGAGUUCACCCACAACAGUGAAUAUGAUAUUGUGACAGCAUAUGAAGUAGACCAAAAUGGGGAUUAUGUAAGUCAUGGAGUUGCACACCAUGAAAGGAGGAAGAGAUCGACAUCAGAGGGAGGAACUGACUCGUUGCACCUCCGUUUCCAUGGAUUUGGCCAUGACUUCCAGCUUGACCUUAAAACUUCUGAUUUUCUUGUGGCACCUGGAUUUACAAUACAGACCUUGGGCAAGGGGAGAACCAAAUCAGUACACACAUACCCAGCAGAAGACUUCUGCUUUUAUCAAGGUGUCUUGCGACUGCACAAAAACUCAUCCGUAGCACUUUCAACAUGUGGAGGCUUGUCAGGCUUGAUAAGGACUCAGGAAGCUGAUUACUUGCUGAAACCACUACCUCCAAAUAUUGCACUUAAACACAACUUCUCUGCUGCUCAUGGUCACGGCUCUCAUGUACUGUAUAAGAGAUCGACUGAGCCUCAGCUGGCAUUUGAUAAUGAGGUAACUGUGAAUGAUGAGAGGCAAAGGGAAGUGGAUGCUCCCAACAGUGUUUUUCAAGAAGCCCAGCAUCAUCGCAAUUCCGAGCGGCGGCAAAAACGGCACUUUUGUGGAAGGCGUAAGAAAUAUAUGCCCCAGCCUCCAAGUGGAGACACCUUUAUCCUACCAGAUGAAUAUAAAUAUCUACUGCGAAACAAACGAUCUCUUCUGAAGGCUCACAAGAACAAAGAGCUAAAUGUUGAGACUUUAGUGGUGGUUGACAAAAAGAUGAUGCAAAACCAUGGCCAUGACAAUAUUACUACUUAUGUCCUGACUAUACUCAAUAUGGUUUCUGCUUUGUUCAGAGAUGGAACAAUUGGAGGCAAUAUUAAUAUUGCAGUUGUUGGCUUGAUACUUUUGGAAGAAGACCAGCCUGGGCUCGUGAUCAAUCACCAUGCUGACCAUACCCUGAGUAGUUUUUGUCAGUGGCAGUCUGGGCUGAUGGGAAAGGAUGGCAGCCGCCAUGACCAUGCAAUUUUACUUACGGGCCUAGAUAUAUGCUCCUGGAAGAAUGAGCCAUGUGAUACAUUGGGAUUUGCUCCAAUAAGUGGAAUGUGCAGUAAAUAUCGCAGCUGUACCGUUAAUGAAGAUACUGGACUUGGACUGGCUUUUACUAUUGCUCAUGAGUCUGGACAUAACUUUGGCAUGAUCCAUGAUGGAGAAGGAAAUAUUUGCAAAAAGUCUGAAGGUAACAUCAUGUCACCUACACUGGCAGGACAUAAUGGAGUAUUCUCCUGGUCAGCCUGUAGCCGUCAGUACCUCUACAAAUUUCUAAGCUCUGCUCAGUCCUCGUGUCUUGCUGAUCAGCCUAAACCUGUGCAUGAAUACAAGUAUCCAGAGAAGCUUCCAGGAGAGUUGUAUGAUGCCGCCACUCAGUGCAAGUGGCAGUUUGGAGAGAAAGCCAAGCUGUGCAUGAUGGACUUCAAAAAGGACAUUUGCAAAGCAUUAUGGUGCCAUCGGGUUGGCAGGAAAUGUGAAACUAAAUUUAUGCCAGCUGCUGAAGGUACAACAUGUGGAUACGGCAUGUGGUGCCGCGGUGGCCAGUGUGUGAAGUAUGGUGAUGAAGGGCCCAAGCCAACCCAUGGGCAAUGGUCAGAGUGGUCCAGGUGGUCAUCGUGUUCCAGAACCUGUGGAGGAGGCAUAUCUCACCGAGAGCGAAACUGUACUAAUCCAAGACCAUCCCACGGAGGAAAGUUCUGUGAAGGUUCCUCUCGGAUGUUGAAACUCUGUAACAAUCAGAAGUGCCCAAAGAACAGCGUUAGCUUCAGAGCUGCCCAGUGUGCAGAAUUCAACAGCAAGCGGUUCAGAGGAUGGAACUACAAGUGGAAGCCUUACACUCAAGUAGAAGAUCAAGACUUGUGCAAGCUAUACUGUAUUGCAGAAGGCUUUGAUUUUUUCUUUUCUCUUUCGAACAAAGUAAAAGAUGGGACACCCUGUUUGGAGGAUAGCCCUAAUAUUUGUAUAGAUGGGAUUUGUGAGGUGGUUGGCUGCGAUCAAGUCUUAGGCUCCAGUUCUGUGGAAGAUGCUUGUGGAGUGUGCAAAGGAGAUAAUUCAAGCUGUAGAAUUUAUAAGGGGCAAUACACAAAAUACCACCCUACAAAUCAAUACUACCCAUUAGUUACCAUCCCUGCUGGAGCACGCAGCAUUCGUGUGUUUGAAAUGAACACCUCCAACUCUUACAUUGCUGUUCGUGGUUCCAAUAAAAAAUACUACCUCAGUGGCUACUGGACUAUUGACUGGCCAGGGAGAUACAAGUUUGCUGGAUCUGUGUUUGACUAUCGAAGACCACACAACCAGCCGGAGACACUAAGUGCUUCUGGGCCUACAAAUGAAAGUGUGGUAAUAGAGCUUCUCUCUCAAGGCAAAAACCUAGGAAUUGGCUGGGAAUAUGCUCUUCCUAAGGCAGAAAGUGAAAAAACGACAGCACUGAAACCUAACUAUACAUGGGCCGUCACCCAAUCUGAAUGUUCAGUCUCGUGUGGCGGAGGUCAAAUGGUCACAAAAGCAAGCUGCUACCAAGACAUGCAAGUACAAGUGGAUACUUCGUUCUGUAACUCCAAGAGUCAACCAGCCACUGGAAUUGUUCCAUGCAAAAUGCUAGCUUGUCCUCCCAGUUGGUCUGUUGGUAACUGGAGUGAGUGUAGCUUGACUUGUGGGGCAGGGGAAAGGUACCGUUACGUUCGCUGCAUGCAGAGAAUUCAGUACAACCCAGAAUGGGUAUCAGACUCUCUUUGUCGAUUCCCUGCCCCAGUCAACAGGGAGCUCUGCAACACUCAAAACUGUCCACCUACCUGGAGUGCUGGGCCCUGGUCUGAGUGCUCUCGAACAUGUGGGAAAGGCUGGAGAAAACGAGUGGUAUUAUGUAAAAGUUCCAGUUCCACUCCCUGGGCUCACAUUCUGACCGAUGCUGCUUGUGCAUCAGAACUGAAACCAAAGAUGCAGGAAGCCUGUCUCUUGAAGCGAUGUCACAAACACAAGAAGUUACAGUGGUUUCUGUCCACAUGGACUGAGUGCUCUGUGACAUGUGGAAAAGGAGUACAGAGAAGGACACUGAACUGUGCAGAAAAAUAUGUUUCUGGAAAGUACAGAGAACUUGCUCCUAAGAAGUGUUCCCACCUACAGAAACCAAGCAUAGACCUGGAAAAAGUGUGCAUGUUAAAUUCAUGUCCCAGGCACUCUAUUUAUUCACCAGGAAAUCAGGGCAGCUGGUUUUCCUCUCCUUGGUCUCAGUGCACAACAACUUGUGGAGGAGGCAUGCAAGUCAGGUCAGUUCAGUGUCUAGCAAAUGGGAGGCCAGCCACUGGAUGUUUGCUGCACUGGAAGCCUAUUGCCUCGCAAGCUUGUAACACUAACUUCUGCCCUCUUCCUGAAAAGAAAGAUACCUUCUGUAAGGAUUACUUUAAUUGGUGCCACCUGGUUCCCCAGCAUGGUGUUUGUAAUCAUAGUUUCUAUGGGAAACAGUGCUGCAGGUCUUGUAUAAAUUCAAAUUUGUAAGUGGUUCUCCAACAUAUAAAGCAUAGCUUUUGAGUGCAAACUUUGCUGCGCCUUCUUACUCGGGACUGACCAGUAAACACACGAGUCUCGAGAGUGCAGUUUGCUCUGAAGCAUACUUUAAAUAUUCAGUGAGCCUGGGCAGAAAAUGUAGUCAAGAACUACUUGGAUGGUGAGGUGUCUUGAAUCUUUUUCAGUAUUCUGAUGUGACCCCCACUGCUGCUUUGGGUAGGUGUCCUGUUCUUGAGUGGAGGAGAGGGGCUCUUAAUGAGCAGGGAACAGUUUUCGAUGUUUGAAUAUUAUGGAGGGAGAGCUGAUCCUUGGGACGGUGGCAUCUUCUUUGGAGAAGAUGUUGAAGAGCUGCCUGGAGGAUGGACAUCUGAAGCCAGCAACAGAUAUAUGAGCUGAGCCUGAGAGAGGAUUUUUUUUUACCUCAGUUACCACUGCUAAAUAAGUACUUUGGCCACUAUCCACCAGGAAGUUCUCUGGUAUGAACCCCAUUAAAAUCCAUGGGAGCUAAGCAAGAGCCCUACUACUGCUGAGGAGCAUUUCCAUGGAGCUUAUUAUGCAGGAGAAAUUUCCACUGGAUUGUGCUGAGAUAUUUAUUGCAUUUUACCAGUGUUCUUCCACAGCUGUCAGCCAUUUCCAUGGGACCUCGUGUAGGAGAACUCCUCCGGAGGAUUGCGCUGAUCACCGGCAGCUUCGUGCCAAGCACUCUAGUGGCAAAAUGUAUAAACAGCCAAUUAAAAUGAAUACUGUAACUGGUUAUAUCAUUUGAAACAUACUUGAGGCAUGUUUGCCAAUGAAUAAACCUGAAUUGCUAUAGUUAGAUCUGUAGCUUUUAAUGAAGGGAGAAGAGAGAGACAAGCCUCGGGGUGCCCUUUCUCUCAACAUUUGCCAGAUAACAAGGGCCACAUUCACACUGUAUCUUUAUUCCACUAUUAUUACCCCGAAAACAGGCAUGGCUUCCCCCAAAAACCCUGGAAAGU
Messenger RNA from Rhineura floridana, 5069 nucleotides. It is a transcript of the gene ADAMTS16, whose product is annotated as ADAM metallopeptidase with thrombospondin type 1 motif 16. The record is from RefSeq and is a predicted model, not a curated record. The transcript is spliced from 23 exons. The coding region runs from base 70 to 4083 and encodes 1337 amino acids. Lineage: Eukaryota; Metazoa; Chordata; Lepidosauria; Squamata; Rhineuridae. Gene Ontology annotation, cellular component: extracellular matrix. Gene Ontology annotation, molecular function: metalloendopeptidase activity. Gene Ontology annotation, biological process: proteolysis; extracellular matrix organization.